Molecule: messenger RNA, 16203 nt
Organism: Seriola aureovittata
Lineage: Eukaryota; Metazoa; Chordata; Actinopteri; Carangiformes; Carangidae
Product: mucin-2-like
Exons: 47
Coding region: 11-15988 (5325 amino acids)
Cellular component (GO): extracellular matrix; extracellular region
Molecular function (GO): hormone activity
Source: RefSeq, a predicted model, not a curated record
CAGGACCAACAUGGGGACUACAGGACUCCAAUUCACAAUAUGGCUCAUCUACCUGAUGCUGCUGGUUGGCUCACUCACUCAGACUGUAACCCUCACUCCCUCUCCAAACACACUGACGCUGAGUUCAGCUAAUGCAUCUCACAUCGGCCGAGUGUGCACGACUUGGGGACACUAUCACUGGAAGACCUUUGAUGGAGAUUUUUUCCAGCUGGCCUCCACCUGCAACCAUGUCCUGGCCUCGCAGUGUAAGGGCAGCUAUGAAAAUUUUAACAUCCAGAUGAGGCGCAAGGUAGUCAACGACAUCCCCACCAUCAGCAGCAUCACAAUGAAGCUGGAAGGGUCUGUGGUAGAGCUGUCCGGCAGCUCAGUGAUUGUCAAUGACAGGACGGUGUCUCUGCCGUUCGUCACAUUUGGGGUGACUGUGAAGGGGACCACGUCUAGUAUCACUGUCGAAGCUAAGAUGGGAAUCAUAGCUAUCUGGAACAGGGAUGACUCACUGGAUAUUGAAAUAGAUGACAAAUACCAGGACCAGACCUGUGGACUGUGUGGAAACUUUGAUGGCACAGCCAAUGAUUUGUUGAAAGACGGAGCUCUGCUGUCUGUGACAGACUAUGCUGAGACCUACAAGGUGAAUGGGCCGACGGAGAGCUGUGAGGAGCCUGAGCUAAAGCCUGUCCUGAGCUGUGGUAACAAGGAAUUCUGUGACCGGAUUUUCUCCAGCGCUCUAUUCAACAGCUGCCAAAUCCUUCUGGACGUGGACUCCUUCAGUAAAGCCUGUAUGGCUGACAUGUGUAACUCUAAAGCCAACGACCAAUUAGUUCUCUGCAAAACUAUCUCAGAGUUCUCCAGACAGUGUGUCCAUGCAGGUGGCAAGCCGCAACAAUGGAGGAACACAACUUUUUGCCACAAGGAGUGUCCAUACAACAUGGAGUUCUUAGAGUGUAGCAAUUCAUGUCCUGACAGCUGCUCCAACCCUCAGGCCAGCCAGACAUGUGACAACCACUGCCAUGAUGGCUGCAGCUGCCCUGCCGGAACGGUCUUUGAUGACAUCGGUAACACUGGCUGUAUUGCACUGAAUGAGUGUCCAUGUCUACACAACAGCAAAGUCUACAAGUCCGGAGAGUCGUACUCAUACAACUGUAGAUCUUGUGUGUGUGAGAGCGGUCAGUGGAAAUGUACAGAGGAGAACUGUCCAGGAACCUGCUCUGUGGAGGGGGGAGCUCACAUCAACACCUUCGAUGGAAAAGUCUACAACUUCCAUGGCGACUGUUCCUACGUUCUGGCUAAGGAAACUAAUGGCUCUUCAUACACUGUGCUGGUGGACCUGGUCAAGUGCGGUCUGGCUGACAGUAGGACCUGCCUCAGAGCUGUAACUGUGGCCUUAUACAGCAAUUCUGUGGUUGUUAAAAUUCAGGCAUCCGGGCAGGUCUAUGUGAACCAGAUUCUUUCUCAGCUUCCACUGUUUACAUCGGAUCUGAGCGCCUUCAAGCCGUCAUCCUUCUACAUCCUCAUAAGUACCAAAGUGGGCAUACAAGUGAUGGUCCAGCUGUCCCCCGUGAUGCAGGUCUUCAUUUCAGCUGACAAUUCACUCAAAGGAACCACCUCUGGUUUGUGUGGGAACUUCAAUAACAUAAUGAGUGAUGACUUCAGAGUGAUCAGUGGGCUGGUGGAGGGUACCAGCACUGCGUUCGCCAACACAUGGAAAACAAGAGCCAGCUGCCCCGACAUCACAGCACGCUUUGGACACCCCUGUAGCCAGGGCAUCAGCAAAGAGAGUUAUGCACAGUACUGGUGCUCCAAACUAAUGGAUCCCAAGGGUGUGUUUGCUCCUUGCCACUCUGUCAUUAGCCCCACAAUGUACAACGACAACUGCAUGUAUGACAGCUGUAACUGUGAGAAAAGCGAGGACUGCAUGUGUGCUGCAGUCUCUUCUUACGUCUACGCCUGUUCAGGGGCAGGAGUCCACCUCAGUGGCUGGAGGGAAACCAUCUGUGGCAAAUUCAGUGCAUCGUGUCUAGCAGAGACAGUGUAUGAGUACAACAUGACCACCUGCAGACGCACCUGCCGAUCCCUGAGCCAGGCUGACUACUCCUGCCAGACCAACUUCCCCACAGUGGACGGCUGUGGCUGUGCUGAGGGAACCUACAUGAAUGAGGAGGGGCAGUGUGUGUCCAGUUCAAGCUGUCCCUGUUACGAUAAGGACACCAUUAUUCCUGCUGGACAGGCUGUCAGUAAAGACGGCACCACAUGUGUCUGCAGACAAGGAGCUCUCAGCUGUUCAGGAGGAACACGGCUACUAUCCUCAUCAUCAUGCGCUGCCCCCAUGGCGUACUUCGACUGCUCCACUGCUCAACCUGGGGCCACUGGGACUGAGUGUCAGAAGAGCUGCAGCACUCUGGACAUGGCUUGCAUCACAACAGGCUGUACGUCAGGCUGCAUGUGCCCUGAUGGCCUGGUGUCAGAUGGAGCAGGAAGCUGCAUCAAUGAGACCAACUGUCCAUGUCUGCACAAUGGACAGGUCUACCAGCCUGGACAGACACUGACUGUGGAAUGCAACACCUGCUACUGCAGUGGAAGGAAGUUCAUAUGCUCGAACAAUGUGUGUGAUGCUGUUUGUGGGAUCUAUGGCGAGGGCCACUACGUCACAUUUGAUGACAAGAGGUUUGACUUCAGUGGACAGUGUGAAUACACACUCCUGCAGGACUACUGUGGUCAGGGCAAUGGAAGCUUCAGAAUUAUCACUGAGAAUGUUCCAUGCGGAACCACGGGAACCACCUGCGCCAAGAGCAUCAAGAUCUUCCUGGAGGAUAAUGAAUUCCAACUUAAAGAUGAGACCUUCCAGGUGGUAAAGGGCAGCAGCCAAGUGCUCCCUGCUCAGGUACACAAGAUGGGUAUUUACCUGGUGAUAACGAUCAAGGCAGGACUUGUUCUCAUGUGGGACCAGAAGACCAGUCUUUUCAUUAAACUCAGCCCCCAGUUCCAGAGCGAAGUCUGCGGUCUAUGUGGAAACUAUGACGGCAACAGUAAGAACGACUUCACCACACGCUCCCAGGAGACAGUGGCAGAUGUGCUAGAAUUUGGUAACAGUUGGAGGGUUUCAUCCAGCUGCCCCAACGCACAACUAAUCAGUGAUCCCUGUGCCUCCAACCGCUACCGCGCAGCCUGGUCCCAGAAACAGUGUAGCAUCAUCACCAGUGUCACCUUCCAGAGCUGUCACUCACAGGUUGACCCUGGUCCCUACUUUGAUUCUUGCGUGAGAGACUCUUGUGCUUGUGACACCGGUGGGGACUGUGAGUGUCUCUGCACUGCUGUAGCUGCCUAUGCCAAAGCUUGUAAUGAAGCUGGGGCCUGCGUUAAAUGGAGAACUCCAAAGCUGUGUCCUGUUUUCUGUGACUACUAUAACUCGCCUGAUGGUUGUGAGUGGCACUAUAAGCCAUGUGGAGCUGCCUGCAUGAAGACAUGUAGAAAUCCAUCAGGAAACUGUUCCAACCUCAUCACUUCCCUGGAAGGCUGCUAUCCACAGUGUCCCCCCACUAAGCCUUACUUUGAUGAAGACACCAUGAAGUGUGUUGCCUGGAACCAGUGUGGCUGCUAUGAUUCCAAAGGAACCCAUUACAGCAUUGGAGAUAAGGUUCCAUCAAAGAACUGUUACACUUGCUCAUGUACAGUUUCUGGAAUAUCGUGUAGCUACAGUGUGAACUCGUGUACAUGCUUCAUUAACGGAAAAACCUACAGUUAUGGGGAAACAAUCUACAACACGACAGAUGGGCUUGGACACUGCAUUACAGCUGAGUGUGGGGAAAAUGGAACUGUAACAAGAAACAUACACCCGUGCUUGACUACCACCACCCCUGGGCCUACAACAACCCCCUUUACAUUCAGCACAGUUCCUGCUAGUACCAAAACCCCUAAAGCACCUUUAAGCACAACUAAGGGAAUAACAACCAAACAAGUCCACACAACAACAUCUGAGGAAACAACAAUCAGUCUUGAAACAACAAAACCACCCACAAUCACCACUGGCCCAGUGACCACCUCUACAACAACUACUGUUGAAACUACAACCUCACUGCCUGGUGUCACAACAAGUUCAGAAACAACAGUGGUGACCUCAAAACCAUCUGUUAGCACCACAACUACUGAGGGACCUUCAACAACCAGUAAAGGAACUACAAAAAAACCAGUAGAAACAACUACAUCAGGAUCAACAACAAUAAAGUCUGAAACAACCAAACCACAGACAGGAGUCACCACAAGUCCAGUGACUACCUCUACCACAGCUCGUGUAGAAACUACGACUGUGGUGCCUGGUGUCACAACAACAAGCUCAGAAACAACAGUUGUAACAUCAAAACCAUCUGUUAGUACAACCACCACUAAAGCACCUUUAAGCACAACUAAGGGAACAACAAGCAAACAAGUCCAGACAACAACAUCUGAGGAAACAACAAUCAGUCUUGAAACAACAAAACCACCCACAAUCACUACUGGCCCAGUGACCACCUCUACAACAACUAUUGCUGAAACUACAACCUCAGUGCCUGGUGUCACAACAAGUUCAGAAACCACAGUGGUGACCUCAAAACCAUCUGUUAGCACCACAACUACUGAGGGACCUUCAACAACCAGUAAAGGAACUACAACAAAACCAGUAGAAACAACUACAUCAGGAUCAACAACAAUAACGUCUGAAACAACCAAACCACAGACAGGAGUCACCACAAGUCCAGUGACUACCUCUACCACAACUCGUGUAGAAACUACGACUGUGGUGCCUGGUGUCACAACAACAAGCUCAGAAACAACAGUUGUAACAUCAAAACCAUCUGUUAGUACAGCCACCACUAAAGCACCUUUAAGCACAACUAAGGGAAUAACAACCAAACAAGUCCAGACAACAACAUCUGAGGAAACAACAAUCAGUCUUGAAACAACAAAACCACCCACAAUCACCACUGGCCCAGUGACCACCUCUACAACAACUGCUGUUGAAACUACAACCUCAGUGCCUGGUGUCACAACAAGUUCAGAAACCACAGUGGUGACCUCAAAACCAUCUGUUAGCACCACAACUACUGAGGGACCUUCAACAACCAGUAAAGGAACUACAACAAAACCAGUAGAAACAACUACAUCAGGAUCAACAACAAUAAAGUCUGAAACAACCAAACCACAGACAGGAGUCACCACAAGUCCAGUGACUACCUCUACCACAACUCGUGUAGAAACUACGACUGUGGUGCCUGGUGUCACAACAACAAGCUCAGAAACAACAGUUGUAACAUCAAAACCAUCUGUUACUACAGCCACCACUAAAGCACCUUUAAGCACAACUAAGGGAACAACAAGCAAACAAGUCCAGACAACAACAUCUGAGGAAACAACAAUCAGUCUUGAAACAACAAAACCACCCACAAUCACCACUGGCCCAGUGACCACCUCUACAACAACUACUGUUGAAACUACAACCUCAGUGCCUGGUGUCACAACAAGUUCAGAAUCCACAGUGGUGACCUCAAAACCAUCUGUUAGCACCACAACUACUGAGGGACCUUCAACAACCAGUAAAGGAACUACAACAAAACCAGUAGAAACAACUACAUCAGGAUCAACAACAAUAAAGUCUGAAACAACCAAACCACAGACAGGAGUCACCACAAGUCCAGUGACUACCUCUACCACAACUCGUGUAGAAACUACGACUGUGGUGCCUGGUGUCACAACAACAAGCUCAGAAACAACAGUUGUAACAUCAAAACCAUCUGUUAGUACAGCCACCACUAAAGCACCUUUAAGCACAACUAAGGGAAUAACAACCAAACAAGUCCACACAACAACAUCUGAGGAAACAACAAUCAGUCUUGAAACAACAAAACCACCCACAAUCACCACUGGCCCAGUGACCACCUCUACAACAACUACUGUUGAAACUACAACCUCAGUGCCUGGUGUCACAACAAGUUCAGAAUCCACAGUGGUGACCUCAAAACCAUCUGUUAGCACCACAACUACUGAGGGACCUUCAACAACCAGUAAAGGAACUACAACAAAACCAGUAGAAACAACUACAUCAGGAUCAACAACAAUAAAGUCUGAAACAACCAAACCACAGACAGGAGUCACCACAAGUCCAGUGACUACCUCUACCACAACUCGUGUAGAAACUACGACUGUGGUGCCUGGUGUCACAACAACAAGCUCAGAAACAACGGUUGUAACAUCAAAACCAUCUGUUACUACAGCCACCACUAAAGCACCUUUAAGCACAACUAAGGGAACAACAAGCAAACAAGUCCAGACAACAACAUCUGAGGAAACAACAAUCAGUCGUGAAACAACAAAACCACCCACAAUCACCACUGGCCCAGUGACCACCUCUACAACAACUAUUGCUGAAACUACAACCUCAGUGCCUGGUGUCACAACAAGCUCAGAAACCACAGUGGUGACCUCAAAACCAUCUGUUAGCACCACAAAUACUGAGGGACCUUCAACAACCAGUAAAGGAACUACAACAAAACCAGUAGAAACAACUACAUCAGGAUCAACAACAAUAACGUCUGAAACAACCAAACCACAGACAGGAGUCACCACAAGUCCAGUGACUACCUCUACCACAACUCGUGUAGAAACUACGACUGUGGUGCCUGGUGUCACAACAACAAGCUCAGAAACAACAGUUGUAACAUCAAAACCAUCUGUUAGUACAGCCACCACUAAAGCACCUUUAAGCACAACUAAGGGAAUAACAACCAAACAAGUCCACACAACAACAUCUGAGGAAACAACAAUCAGUCUUGAAACAACAAAACCACCCACAAUCACCACUGGCCCAGUGACCACCUCUACAACAACUAUUGCUGAAACUACAACCUCAGUGCCUGGUGUCACAACAAGUUCAGAAACCACAGUGGUGACCUCAAAACCAUCUGUUAGCACCACAACUACUGAGGGACCUUCAACAACCAGUAAAGGAACUACAACAAAACCAGUAGAAACAACUACAUCAGGAUCAACAACAAUAAAGUCUGAAACAACCAAACCACAGACAGGAGUCACCACAAGUCCAGUGACUACCUCUACCACAGCUCGUGUAGAAACUACGACUGUGGUGCCUGGUGUCACAACAACAAGCUCAGAAACAACAGUUGUAACAUCAAAACCAUCUGUUAGUACAGCCACCACUAAAGCACCUUUAAGCACAACUAAGGGAACAACAAGCAAACAAGUCCAGACAACAACAUCUGAGGAAACAACAAUCAGUCUUGAAACAACAAAACCACCCACAAUCACCACUGGCCCAGUGACCACCUCUACAACAACUACUGUUGAAACUACAACCUCAGUGCCUGGUGUCACAACAAGUUCAGAAACCACAGUGGUGACCUCAAAACCAUCUGUUAGCACCACAACUACUGAGGGACCUUCAACAACCAGUAAAGGAACUACAACAAAACCAGUAGAAACAACUACAUCAGGAUCAACAACAAUAAAGUCUGAAACAACCAAACCACAGACAGGAGUCACCACAAGUCCAGUGACUACCUCUACCACAACUCGUGUAGAAACUACGACUGUGGUGUCUGGUGUCACAACAACAAGCUCAGAAACAACAGUUGUAACAUCAAAACCAUCUGUUAGUACAGCCACCACUAAAGCACCUUUAAGCACAACUAAGGGAACAACAAGCAAACAAGUCCAGACAACAACAUCUGAGGAAACAACAAUCAGUCUUGAAACAACAAAACCACCCACAAUCACCACUGGCCCAGUGACCACCUCUACAACAACUAUUGCUGAAACUACAACCUCAGUGCCUGGUGUCACAACAAGUUCAGAAACCACAGUGGUGACCUCAAAACCAUCUGUUAGCACCACAACUACUGAGGGACCUUCAACAACCAGUAAAGGAACUACAACAAAACCAGUAGAAACAACUACAUCAGGAUCAACAACAAUAAAGUCUGAAACAACCAAACCACAUACAGGAGUCACCACAAGCCCAGUGACUACCUCUACCACAACUCGUGUAGAAACUACGACUGUAGUGCCUGGUGUCACAACAACAAGCUCAGAAACAACAGUUGUAACCUCAAAACCAUCUGUUAGUACAGCCACCACUAAAGCACCUUUAAGCACAACUAAGGGAACAACAAGCAAACAAGUCCAGACAACAACAUCUGAGGAAACAACAAUCAGUCUUGAAACAACAAAACCACCCACAAUCACCACUAGCCCAGUGACCACCUCUAAAACAACUACUGUUGAAACUACAACCUCAGUGCCUGGUGUCACAACAAGUUCAGAAACCACAGUGGUGACCUCAAAACCAUCUGUUAGCACCACAACUACUGAGGGACCUUCAACAACCAGUAAAGGAACUACAACAAAACCAGUAGAAACAACUACAUCAGGAUCAUCAACAAUAACGUCUGAAACAACAAAACCACAUACAGGAGUCACCACAAGCCCAGUGACUACCUCUACCACAACUCGUGUAGAAACUACGACUGUAGUGCCUGGUGUCACAACAACAAGCUCAGAAACAACAGUUGUAACAUCAAAACCAUCUGUUAGUACAGCCACCACUAAAGCACCUUUAAGCACAACGAAGGGAACAACAAGCAAACAAGUCCAGACAACAACAUCUGAGGAAACAACAAUCAGUCUUGAAACAACAAAACCACCCACAAUCAGUCUUGAAACAACAAAACCACCCACAAUCACCACUGGCCCAGUGACCACCUCUACAACAACUAUUGCUGAAACUACAACCUCAGUGCCUGGUGUCACAACAAGUUCAGAAACCACAGUGGUGACCUCAAAACCAUCUGUUAGCACCACAACUACUGAGGGACCUUCAACAACCAGUAAAGGAACUACAACAAAACCAGUAGAAACAACUACAUCAGGAUCAACAACAAUAAAGUCUGAAACAACCAAACCACAUACAGGAGUCACCACAAGCCCAGUGACUACCUCUACCACAACUCGUGUAGAAACUACGACUGUGGUGCCUGGUGUCACAACAAUAAGCUCAGAAACAACAGUUGUAACCUCAAAACCAUCUGUUAGUACAGCCACCACUAAAGCACCUUUAAGCACAACUAAGGGAAUAACAACCAAACAAGUCCACACAACAACAUCUGAGGAAACAACAAUCAGUCUUGAAACAACAAAACCACCCACAAUCAGUCUUGAAACAACAAAACCACCCACAAUCACCACUGGCCCAGUGACCACCUCUACAACAACUAUUGCUGAAACUACAACCUCAGUGCCUGGUGUCACAACAAGUUCAGAAACCACAGUGGUGACCUCAAAACCAUCUGUUAGCACCACAACUACUGAGGGACCUUCAACAACCAGUAAAGGAACUACAACAAAACCAGUAGAAACAACUACAUCAGGAUCAACAACAAUAACAUCUGAAACAACAAAACCACAUACAGGAGUCACCACAAGCCCAGUGACUUCCUCUACAACAACUAUUGCUGAAACUACAACCUCAGUGCCUGGUGUCACAACAAGUUCAGAAACCACAGUGGUGACCUCAAAACCAUCUGUUAGCACCACAACUACUGAGGGACCUUCAACAACCAGUAAAGGAACUACAACAAAACCAGUAGAAACAACUACAUCAGGAUCAACAACAAUAACAUCUGAAACAACAAAACCACAUACAGGAGUCACCACAAGUCCAGUGACUACCUCUACCACAACUCGUGUAGAAACUACGACUGUGGUGCCUGGUGUCACAACAACAAGCUCAGAAACAACAGUUGUAACAUCAAAACCAUCUGUUAGUGCAGCCACCACUAAAGCACCUUUAAGCACAACUAAGGGAACAACAAGCAAACAAGUCCAGACAACAACAUCUGAGGAAACAACAAUCAGUCUUGAAACAACAAAACCACCCACAAUCACCACUGGCCCAGUGACCACCUCUACAACAACUACUGUUGAAACUACAACCUCAGUGCCUGGUGUCACAACAAGUUCAGAAACCACAGUGGUGACCUCAAAACCAUCUGUUAGCACCACAACUACUGAGGGACCUUCAACAACCAGUAAAGGAACUACAACAAAACCAGUAGAAACAACUACAUCAGGAUCAACAACAAUAACAUCUGAAACAACAAAACCACAUACAGGAGUCACCACAAGCCCAGUGACUACCUCUACCACAACUCGUGUAGAAACUACGACUGUGGUGCCUGGUGUCACAACAACAAGCUCAGAAACAACAGUUGUAACCUCAAAACCAUCUGUUAGUACAGCCACCACUAAAGCACCUUUAAGCACAGUUAAGGGAAUAACAACCAAACAAGUCCACACAACAACAUCUGAGGAAACAACAAUCAGUCUUGAAACAACAAAACCACCCACAAUCACCACUGGCCCAGUGACCACCUCUACAACAACUACUGUUGAAACUACAACCUCAGUGCCUGGUGUCACAACAAGUUCAGAAACCACAGUGGUGACCUCAAAACCAUCUGUUAGCACCACAACUACUGAGGGACCUUCAACAACCAGUAAAGGAACUACAACAAAACCAGUAGAAACAACUACAUCAGGAUCAACAACAAUAACAUCUGAAACAACAAAACCACAUACAGGAGUCACCACAAGCCCAGUGACUACCUCUACCACAACUCGUGUAGAAACUACGACUGUGGUGCCUGGUGUCACAACAACAAGCUCAGAAACAACAGUUGUAACCUCAAAACCAUCUGUUAGUACAGCCACCACUAAAGCACCUUUAAGCACAGUUAAGGGAAUAACAACCAAACAAGUCCACACAACAACAUCUGAGGAAACAACAAUCAGUCUUGAAACAACAAAACCACCCACAAUCACCACUGGCCCAGUGACCACCUCUACAACAACUAUUGCUAAAACUACAACCUCAGUGCCUGGUGUCACAACAAGUUCAGAAACCACAUUGGUGACCUCAAAACCAUCUGUUAGCACCACAACUACUGAGGGACCUUCAACAACUAGUAAAGGAACUACAACAAAACCAGUAGAAACAACUACAUCAGGAUCAACAACAAUAACAUCUGAAACAACAAAACCACAUACAGGAGUCACCACAAGCCCAGUGACUUCCUCUACCACAACUCGUGUAGAAACUACGACUUUGGUGCCUGGUGUCACAACAACAAGCUCAGAAACAACAGUUGUAACAUCAAAACCAUCUGUUAGUACAGCCACCACUAAAGCACCUUUAAGCACAACUAAGGAAACAACAAGCAAACAAGUGCAGACAACAACAUCUGAGGAAACAACAAUCAGUCUUGAAACAACAAAACCACCCACAAUCACCACUGGCCCAGUGACCAUCUCUACAACAACUACUGCUGAAACUACAACCUCAGUGCCUGGUGUCACAACAAGUUCAGAAACCACAUUGGUGACCUCAAAACCAUCUGUUAGCACCACAACUACUGAGGGACCUUCAACAACUAGUAAAGGAACUACAACAAAACCAGUAGAAACAACUACAUCAGGAUCAACAACAAUAACAUCUGAAACAACAAAACCACAUACAGGAGUCACCACAAGCCCAGUGACUUCCUCUACAACAACUAUUGCUGAAACUACAACCUCAGUGCCUGGUGUCACAACAAGUUCAGAAACCACAGUGGUGACCUCAAAACCAUCUGUUAGCACCACAACUACUGAGGGACCUUCAACAACCAGUAAAGGAACUACAACAAAACCAGUAGAAACAACUACAUCAGGAUCAACAACAAUAACAUCUGAAACAACAAAACCACAUACAGGAGUCACCACAAGUCCAGUGACUACCUCUACCACAACUCGUGUAGAAACUACGACUGUGGUGCCUGGUGUCACAACAACAAGCUCAGAAACAACAGUUGUAACAUCAAAACCAUCUGUUAGUACAGCCACCACUAAAGCACCUUUAAGCACAACUAAGGGAAUAACAACCAAACAAGUCCACACAACAACAUCUGAGGAAACAACAAUCAGUCUUGAAACAACAAAACCACCCACAAUCACCACUGGCCCAGUGACCACCUCUACAACAACUAUUGCUGAAACUACAACCUCAGUGCCUGGUGUCACAACAAGUUCAGAAACCACAUUGGUGACCUCAAAACCAUCUGUUAGCACCACAACUACUGAGGGACCUUCAACAACUAGUAAAGGAACUACAACAAAACCAGUAGAAACAACUACAUCAGGAUCAACAACAAUAACAUCUGAAACAACAAAACCACCCACAAUCAGUCUUGAAACAACAAAACCAGUAGAAACAACUACAUCAGGAUCAACAACAAUAACGUCUGAAACAACCAAACCACAGACAGGAGUCACCACAAGCCCAGUGACUUCCUCUACAACAACUAUUGCUGAAACUACAACCUCAGUGCCUGGUGUCACAACAACCUCAGAAACAACAGUUGUAACAUCAAAACCAUCUGUUAGUACAGCCACCACUAAAGCACCUUUAAGCACAACUAAGGAAACAACAAGCAAACAAGUCCAGACAACAACAUCUGAGGAAACAACAAUCAGUCUUGAAACAACAAAACCACCCACAAUCACCACUGGCCCAGUGACCACCUCUACAACAACUGCUGUUGAAACUACAACCUCAGUGCCUGGUGUCACAACAAGUUCAGAAACAACAGUGGUGACCUCAAAACCAUCUGUUAGCACCACAACUACUGAGGGACCUUCAACAACCAGUAAAGGAAAAACAACCAAACAAGUCCACACAACAACAUCUGAGGAAACAACGAAACUAAGAGAAACUACGACUGUGGUGCCUGGUGUCACAACAACCUCAGAAACAACAAUUGUAAUCACAGCAUCACCACAAUCAUCAACUGUAUAUUCAACACGUAAUGUUAAAGUACCAACUACUGUUACUUCAAGUGUAACUACAGGAACAACAGUCAAAGCUUCAACUUCAAUUGGCCCAAUAACACAGACACUUCCACCAAGCACAGCUAUUUACACAACUGGUUCAACCACUGCUCCAUCAACAAGCACCACAGUUCUUUCAACUCUUUCACAGUUCACCACAUCUCCAACAUUAUGUGCCUGUAUUAUGAAUGGAACUUCACAUCGUCCUGGCGACAUGGUUUACAAUGUCACUGAUGGCUUAGGGUGGUGUUACAUUGCAUAUUGCAAUGCAUCUUGUAAUAUUGUGGUAGAGCCCAGACUAUGUACCACAACACCAAUACCCAGCACAACCGCCCAUUCUACUACUACAGUGCUCAGCACCUCUACAAAGGCCACAAUUUCAAGCUCAGCUCCUCCCUCCACAACUGUUCCUACUUCUUCUCACAUUCCAUCAACAACCCCAUCAACAACAACCCUGGACUGCAAUGAUGUGGAUCCACCAAGAAAGAAUGGAGAAACCUGGAAGGUUCACAACUGUACCACAGCUGUGUGCACUAAUGGCAAGGUCACGGAGACACAGGCUCCCUGUCCCACAGUGGAACAACCGAUCUGUGCCAAUGGACGCAAAGCUGUCAAGAUUGAUGACGAAUGCUGCUUCCACUACGAAUGUGAAUGUGUGUGCACCGGUUGGAGCAGAGCCCACUUCGUGACAUUUGAUGGAAAAUCAUACAGUUUCGACGAGAACUGCACUUACUACCUGGUCAAAGAGAUAAUUACUAAAUAUAACUUGACUAUUAUCUUAAAAAAACAAGACUGUGAUCCUUCGGACAGCACAUUCUGCCCCCAGUCUCUCUUUGUUACAUACCAAUCCUACAAGGUCGUUUUGACUCAGUUGAAGACUUCAGAAACAAUAACUAAUGCGGUGUACGUGAAUCAGAAACGUAUCUAUCCCGCCUACAGCAAUUCCGUCCUGCGCCUCACUAGCACAGAUAUGGUGAUCACACUGGAGAUACCAGCGAUCAGCACAAAAGUGAUCGUCAAGGGCAACUCAUUCAGCAUUGACAUCCCCUAUUCCCUCUUUGAGGGGAACACUGAGGGACAGUGUGGAACCUGUGACAACUCGAAGAACAACGACUGCCGUUCUCCCAAUGGCCAGGUGGAGAGCUGCUCAGACUCUGCAGGCCAGUGGCAAGUCCCUGGCACAUCCUGUGUCACCCCCACAACUCCACCAACUAUGACUACAUCAACCAGCAGGACCACCACAAUACAAGCAACAACAUCUUCUUGCGAUCCUGCCAUCUGCCAUCUUCUAACCAGCAGUGUAUUUGAACCGUGCAACAAAGUCAUAUCACCAGGACCAUUUGUGACGUCUUGUGUUUACGACAAUUGCAAAAGUGACAAUAACAGCUGCUCCAGCCUGGAGGCCUAUGCCACUGAGUGCGCUAAUGAAGGAAUCUGUAUCGACUGGAGGAACGCUACUAAUGGACAGUGUGAGCACAAGUGUCCGAGCAACAAAGUGUACAUGGUCUGUGGCCCCACUGUGGAGCCUACAUGCAACAACGGAUACAACAAGAAGUUCCAGGCUGAUGGCAACACAUCCACUAACUACACUAAGGAGGGCUGCUUCUGUCCUCAUGGCACCACCUUAUUCAACACUGUCCAUGACGAAUGUGUUACCUCCUGCGAUUGUGUUGGACCUGAUGGAAAACCAAAACAGCCUAAUGAGACGUGGAAAAGUGGCUGCAACAACUGUGUGUGUGACGAGGACUCCAUGAGCAUCCAGUGUGAGCCCAUCAAGUGCUCCACGGCACAGAGCCCCAGCUGCAGCGAGCCUGGCCAGCAGCUGGUCAACAAGACAGACGACUGCUGCACAACACAGUCAUGUGAAUGUAACGUGAACCUGUGCCCUGCUGUCAUCACCUGCCCACUGGGCUUCAGACUCAACACCACCAAAGGCACUUGCUGCCAGUCCUAUGAGUGCGUUCCUAAAGGUGUGUGUGUCUAUGACAUGAAGGAAUACAAGCCUGGUGCCAAGAUACCAACACCACAAACACCAUCAGAACCUCCACUGGCAUCACCAUCAAAAUCACCAUCAGAAGCAUCAUCAGGAACAGGACAAUCAUCAGGAACAACAGCAGCAUCAUCAGGAACAGGACAAUCAUCAGGAACAGGACAAUCAUCAGGAACAACAGCAGCAUCAUCAGGAAGAGGACAAUCAUCAGGAACAGGACAAUCAUCAAGAACAGGACAAUCAUCAGGAACAGGACAAUCAUCAGGAACAACAGCACCAUCAUCAGGAACAGGACAAUCAUCAAGAACAGGACAAUCAUCAGGAACAGGACAAUCAUCAGGAACAACAGCAGCAUCAUCAGGAGAGGAAGCCAAACAGGAAACUACAUCACAAGGGUCGUCUGACCCCGGGCCCUGCCAGGACUGUUACUGUGGCCCCGAGGUGGAUCCCACCACAAAGCUGAACAUCAUUAACUGCAAACCUCUUGUCUGCAACACAACCUGCUCAAAAGGUUAUGAAUAUCAGACUUCACAUGACAAGUGCUGCGGGACCUGUGUUCAGAAGAGCUGUAUUUUCACCACACCUGACAACACCACGCAAGUCAUUGAGGUCAACAACACUUUUGUACCCUCUGAUGACAAGUGUGUGGUAUAUACCUGUGAGGAUAUCAAUGGACAGCCUGUUACCAAGGAAACCAAGAGCAAUUGUCCUCCCUUUAACCCCUUGGACUGCGAACCUGGCACCGAGACAACCGACGCUAAUGGAUGUUGCAAAUCCUGUAAGAUCCGGAGUGUGUGUGAGGUCCAGAGCGAGCCGACAGUCAUCGAGGUGAACGGCUGUAAGAGCGCGCAGCCGGUCAACAUGACGUCCUGCUCCGGACACUGUGGAAGCUCGUCCAUAUAUUCAGCAGCAGCUAACAAGUUCAUGCACCAGUGUGAGUGUUGCCAGGAGACCUCCACCAGUCAGAAGCAGGUGGAGCUGGUCUGCGCCGACGGCUCCAAGGCGCAGCACAGCUACAUGGUGGUGAAUGCGUGCAGCUGCAGCAAAUCAGAGUGUGCGACGUCCAAACCACAACGCCGCAGGAGACGCUGAUGAGUCACUGACCGAUUGAACCUGGACUGAUUUAAGCCUCGUAAACACUAUGACUUAACCUUCCAGCUUCUUCUUCUUUGUGUCAGGUUUUAUUAUUUAUAGCCCAACAUGUGCUCUUCUUCUUCACUGUCACAACGUGUUACUGUGAUGUAAACUUUCUUCAUAUUAGGAUUUCUUGGAUGAUAAUUAUUAAAAUUAUACUUCUGCAACAUGAA